GUCCAUUUCUCUAGCAAUACCAGUAGUAUGAUCGGCCAUUGAUGAAGACCCAGAUGAUGAGAAACCUCACACUUCUUCUUCUCCUCGCAUUCGUCCUGUGUUCUUCAGUCCUCUCAUGGAAGAAGGAAGAGUUCAGGACCUGUAACCAAACCCCUUUCUGCAAGCGAGCCAGAGCUCGCAAGCCCGGCUAUUCCUCUCUCUCCGCUCGCGAAAUCCGCAUCGAAAAUGGUGACCUCAAAGCCAAGCUCAUUCCCACCCAAAAUCACGAAAACCCAGAAGAUCAACAUCACUCCAAGCCGUUGAUUCUCACUCUCUCCGUCUACCAAGACGGAAUCGUGCGGCUGAAGAUCGACGAGGACCCGAAUUUGGACCCACCCAAGAAGCGGUUUGAAGUCCCUUAUGUGAUCGUGGAGGAGUUUGAUCAGACGAAGCUCUGGCUGCAGACGCAUUCAACGGAGGCGGACCCAUCAUCAUCAUCAUCAUCAUCUUCGGUCGUUUACGUAUCCGACGGCUACGAAGCGGUUCUCCGGCACGACCCGUUCGAGGUUUAUGUCCGGGAAAAGGGAGGUAAGAGUGUGAUCUCUUUGAACUCUCAUGGGUUGUUUGACUUUGAGCAAUUGAAGGUGAAAAAACAAAAUGGCGAUGAGAAUUGGGAAGAGAGAUUUAGAGGGCAUACUGAUACUAGGCCAUUUGGGCCUCAAUCUAUUAGCUUUGAUGUGUCAUUUUACGGAGCUGAUUUUGUUUAUGGAAUUCCUGAACAUGCCACUAGUCUUGCUCUUAAGCCCACAAGGGGACCUGGUGUUGAGGAAUCUGAACCUUAUAGGUUGUUUAGUUUGGAUGUGUUUGAGUAUAUUCACGAAUCGCCUUUUGGCCUUUACGGGUCGAUCCCGUUCAUGAUUUCCCACGGGGAAAGGACUUCCGGGUUCUUUUGGUUGAACGCUGCUGAGAUGCAGAUUGAUGUUCUUGCGUCUGGAUGGGAUGCUGAGUCCGGCAUUUCCCUGCCGUCCUCGCAGAGUAGGAUGGAUACGUUUUGGAUGAGCGAGGCGGGUGUUGUGGACGCCUUUUUCUUUGUUGGUCCGGGGCCUAAAGAUGUUGUGAGGCAGUAUACUGGUGUGACUGGUAGGCCUUCAAUGCCGCAGCUAUUUGCAACUGGUUAUCACCAAUGUAGGUGGAAUUAUAGGGAUGAGGAGGAUGUGGAGAAUGUUGAUUCAAAGUUCGAUGAGCAUGAUAUUCCUUACGAUGUUUUGUGGCUCGAUAUCGACCAUACUGUUGGGAGGAGGUACUUCACGUGGGAUAGAGCUCUUUUCCCACAUCCGGAAGAGAUGCAGAGGAAGUUGUUUGCUAAGGGUAGGCACACGGUGACUAUUGUUGAUCCACAUAUCAAGCGGGACGACUCAUAUUUUUUGCACAAGGAGGCAUCUCAGAAGGGUUAUUAUGUUAAGGAUGCCAAUGGGAAUGAUUUUGACGGGUGGUGUUGGCCUGGUUCAUCUUCCUACCCGGAUGUGUUGAAUCCUGAGAUUAGGUCUUGGUGGGCCAAUAAGUUCUCUAUCAAGAAUUAUGUUGGCUCCACUCCUUUGCUGUAUGUCUGGAACGACAUGAAUGAGCCUUCUGUUUUCAAUGGUCCAGAAAUUACAAUGCCUAGAGAUGCUUUACACCACGGAGGUGUUGAGCACCGUGAGGUACAUAAUGCCUAUGGAUACUACUUUCACAUGGCCACAUCUGAUGGGCUUCUAAAGAGAGGUGAUGGGAAGGAUAGGCCUUUUGUAUUGUCGAGAGCAUUUUUUGCUGGAAGUCAACAGGUCGGAGCAGUUUGGACAGGAGACAAUACAGCUGAGUGGGAACACCUGAGGGUUUCAGUUCCUAUGAUUUUGACUCUUGGUCUUACUGGAAUGUCAUUCUCGGGUGCUGAUAUUGGUGGGUUUUUUGGUAAUCCCGAGACCGAGUUGUUAGUUCGUUGGUAUCAAAUUGGUGCCUUCUAUCCAUUCUUUAGAGCUCAUGCCCAUCAUGACACAAAAAGAAGAGAACCCUGGUUAUUCGGAGAAAGAAACACAGAGCUUAUUAGAGAUGCCAUACACAUGCGUUAUAUGUUGCUACCGUAUUUUUACACAUUAUUUAGAGAGGCAAACACGAGUGGUGUUCCAGUUGCUCGUCCAUUAUGGAUGGAAUUUCCUUCUGACAAAGCAACUUUCAGCAACGAUGAAGCUUUUAUGGUCGGGGACAGUCUCUUGGUGCAAGGAAUCUACACAGAGCGAGCAAAGUAUGUGUCCGUUUACAUGCCUGGGAAAGAGUCUUGGUAUGAUUUUAGAACUGGAGCUGUAUACAAGGGAAGUACAACCAACGAAUUGGAGGCCACUGAAGAAACUGUUCCUGCAUUCCAAAGAGCUGGAACUAUCAUUCCUAGGAAAGACAGGUUUCGUCGAAGCUCCACGCAGAUGGUGAAUGAUCCAUACACUCUGGUAAUUGCUUUGAAUAGCUCACAAAAGGCUGAAGGAGAACUGUAUAUCGAUGAUGGCAAAAGCUUCGCCUUUACACAAGGGGCCUACAUCCAUCGCCGCUUUGUAUUCGCAGAUGGCAAGCUUACAUCGCUAAAUGUGGCACCUGCUGCCCUAGGCGGAGCACAGUUUUCUUCCAAAUGUGUUAUCGAGAGAAUUGUAGUGUUAGGACACUCUGGUGUUCCGAAAAGAGCUCUCAUUGAACCAGAGGAAAAAACUGCAGAAAUUGAACUGGGGCCACUUGACCUUAAAUCAAGACGUGGCUCUGACUUCAUUACAAUCCGCAAACCUAAUUUGCCAGUCGCUGGUGAUUGGACAAUAAAAAUUUUGUAAGACCCUUUGUGAUGUCCCAUUGAGUAACUUGGAUACUCUAUUGAUAGGAGGGACUUAUCAUCAUAUUUCGGAACAUAGAGGUAGAAAUGAGUCCAUACGCAAUUUCAACUCUCGUUCUCUAUUGUUUGGAGCUUAUGAGGGUGUCACUACAUGAUUUUACUGGUUUUAGACAUGAUUUUACUGGUUUUAGGCAUAUGAAUUCCUAUAUGGCAUUUCAUAUUUACAAGUAGAAUUAAAACUUCCGAAUUCUGCC
Molecule: messenger RNA, 3078 nt
Organism: Morus notabilis
Lineage: Eukaryota; Viridiplantae; Streptophyta; Magnoliopsida; Rosales; Moraceae
Product: probable glucan 1,3-alpha-glucosidase
Exons: 6
Coding region: 42-2825 (927 amino acids)
Biological process (GO): N-glycan processing; carbohydrate metabolic process
Molecular function (GO): alpha-glucosidase activity; carbohydrate binding
Source: RefSeq, a predicted model, not a curated record